Fulvia fulva is the source of this 744-nucleotide messenger RNA. Its product is annotated as Glutathione S-transferase-like protein. Bases 1 to 744 code for a protein of 247 amino acids. The record is from RefSeq and is a predicted model, not a curated record. Lineage: Eukaryota; Fungi; Ascomycota; Dothideomycetes; Mycosphaerellales; Mycosphaerellaceae. The transcript is spliced from 3 exons.
AUGCCAGGAACGCUCAUCCUGUACGACUGCCCGAGCCGCUUCGGUACUGGUACUACGUGGAGUCCUAACACUUGGAAGACUCGCCUGUUGUUGAACUUCAAAGGCAUACCGUACGAGACGAAAUGGAUACACGGACCAUUCGCAGAUACAGCUGCACCUUUAGGCAUCGAGGCCCAUGACCCAUCGUUCGGAGCAUUGGCGCCUCACACCAUUCCGUUCGUGACCUUCCCGGGUGGAAGACAUCUAAUGGAUUCAAAGAAGAUCGCAUUGGCGCUCGAAGAGGCGUAUCCACCACCAGACUACCCAUCAGCACAUCUUGAAGUCCCCGUCCUUGCUCGUGUUGAGCAGGCUCGACUUGCUACGAUGAAGUACUUGCAAGCUAUUCUCGUACCCCGAAUGCCCCGCGAGGUCUUGACGGGUACCGACAUCCAGUUUCACCGCAACGCUCGCCUCAAGACGUAUGGCAUGCCAUUAGAAGAGUACGAGGCAAAGUUUGGAGGCGAGCAAGCGUGGGAGAAGGCUGCACCUGGCUUGCAACAGCUUGUCGAUGUUCUCAAAGAAGACCCAAGUGGACCAUUCUGUCUUGGCUCGACACCGAGUUAUGCCGACUUCAUCAUCGCAGCAAUGUUGGAAUUCGCGAGAUGUGUGGGUGGUGGGAAUUUGGAGAGAUUCUUCGAGUUUGACAAAGUAUUCGAGAGCCUCUUUGUGGCGUGUGGCCCUUGGCUCAAGCGCAACGACGUUUGA